This is a messenger RNA of Episyrphus balteatus (marmalade hoverfly), 1596 nucleotides long. Its product is annotated as putative inorganic phosphate cotransporter. The transcript is spliced from 4 exons. Gene Ontology annotation, molecular function: transmembrane transporter activity. Gene Ontology annotation, cellular component: plasma membrane. The record is from RefSeq and is a predicted model, not a curated record. Gene Ontology annotation, biological process: monoatomic anion transport; transmembrane transport. Bases 103 to 1560 code for a protein of 485 amino acids. NCBI's taxonomy places the organism in Eukaryota, Metazoa, Arthropoda, Insecta, Diptera, Syrphidae.
CUUAACAGUCUGCUGCAAUAUCUUAAAGUGAAAUCAAGUAUAAAGGAAUAAGUAUCGGACGAAACUAAACGAGUAAUAUUUUAAUUGUCAAUUUUCACAAAAAUGAAUGAAAUUCGAAGAUUCGACGACAAAAAAAAAUCUAUUGGACUUGGAAUUGGAAUUAGACACUUGCAAUGUUUUCUUAUAUUUUUUGGACAAGCCGUUGCUCAUUCCCUUCGUGUGAAUUUAUCUGUCGGCAUUGUGGCAAUGACAGACAAAUCUGGAGAUUCCGAGUACGGAAUUUACUCAUGGGAUGAACAAACUAGAUCGGUUAUUCUUAGCAGCUUCUUCUUUGGCUAUGUCAUAACGCAAGUUCCUUCCGGACAAUUGGCUCAUAAAUAUGGUGGUCAUAAAGUCUUUUUCUGGGGACUCUUCUCUUGCUCAUUACUCGCUAUUUUAACACCAAUUUGUGCCGAUUUCGGUGGAUGGCAGUUAGUCUGUGCAUUGCGUUACAUCCAAGGAAUUUGUCAAGGAUCACUUCAACCAUCAUCGAGUAAUCUCCUUUCCAAAUGGUCACCAGUCAAAGAACUCGGUUUGAUGGGAACUAUUAGUUAUUCUGGUUCACAGUUGGGAACUGCUCUAAUGUUGUGUGUGAGUGGCGAGAUAACAGCAUCGUUUAUGGGAUGGCCUGGACUAUUCUAUGUAUCUGGAGGUAUGGGUUGCCUUUGGGGCUUAUUAUUCUAUGUUUUUGGAGCAAGUUCACCAUCAGAAAGUCAAUUUAUCUCAGAAGAAGAAAAAAUGUACAUUGAAACGCUAUCUGUUCCAAGUGCAGAAUCACCAAAAGAUAAAAAUGAAGAAUCAAAUCGAGCUUUGCCAACCCCUUGGUUAGACAUUAUGACAUCAGUGCCAUUCUUAUGCGUAGUAGUUGUUCAUUGUGCUAACAAUUGGGCUUAUAACAUACUUUUAACUCAAAUUCCGACGUAUAUUAAAGGCGUCCUUCAAAUGGACAUUAAGAAAAAUGCAUUAUUUUCGUCAUUGCCAUUUUGGGUAAUGCUGGCGCUGAGCUAUUUCUUUUUGAUAAUUUCGGAAGUUCUUAGAAAGAAGCAAUGUAUGAGUAUGUCGGUAAGUCGUAGAUUCUUCAACACUAUCGGAAACUGGAUUCCAGCAGUCGGACUUAUAUGCUUAGGGUAUUUGGGCAAGGAGAACGAAACUCUUGUGAUACUUUUAUUGAUGAUCAAUGUGGGAAUGAUGGCAGCUACUUAUUUAGGUUUUUGCUUAAAUAACAUAGAUUUAUCACCAAAUUUCGCUGGUACAUUGAUGGGCAUAUCGAAUUGUAUUGGACAUACAACGAGUAUAAUGGCACCUUUAUCCGUUGGAUUCAUCGUAACCGAUGAGAAAAACCCAGAACAAUGGAGGAUUGUAUUUUUCAUAGCAGCAGCUUUCUUAUUUAUUGGAAAUUUGUUAUUUAUUGUUUUUGGAAAAUUCGAACCACAAUACUGGAAUGAACCUAUGCCAGUUAGUGUUAAGACAUCAAGAAAAAAUAGCCAACAUUCAGUUUAUAAAGAAACAAAACAUAAUUAAUAAAAUGAAAUAAAUAAUUGAGGUUUUCAAACAAAA